GGAAACGAUGGCUGACGCUAUCGAUUCUUCAGCCAAUCUCGGCACGCCUUGACCCAGCCCUCUCUCUUAUUGGAUACACAAGAGGGCAAGGAGGCGGAUGUUGUCGUCUCUGCGAGGGCCCAAACCGGCAAGAUGGCGUCGAGUGGCGGGGAGCUUGGGGGCGUAUUCGACCACCACGUCCAAAAGGCUGUGUGCGACUCGCGGGCCAAGUAUCGGGAGGGGCGACGGCCUCGCGCUGUCAAGGUAUAUACAGUCAAUUUGGAAUCUCGGUACUUAUUAAUACAAGGAGUUCCUGCAGUGGGAGCGAUGAAGGAAUUAGUUGAGCGAUUUGCUCUGUAUGGUGCAAUUGAACAGUAUAAUGCUCUGGAUGAAUACCCAGCAGAAGACUUUACAGAAGUUUACCUUAUUAAAUUUCUUAAUUUACAAAGUGCAAGGAUAGCCAAGAGAAAAAUGGAUGAACAAAGUUUCUUUGGUGGAUUGCUUCAUGUGUGCUAUGCUCCAGAAUUUGAGACAGUUGAAGAAACCAGAAAAAAAUUACAAGAGAGGAAUGCUUAUGUAGCAAGAACUACUAAAAAUAAAGAUCAUUACAUGACAAAGAAGCAUAAAGAUACAAAAGAUUUUAGACAGGACUUCUAUUCGAAGACCUCUGGAUUUCCUGCAGCCUCUUUGAACACAUCUACUGGGAACUCAGAUCUUUGUCUUCCUUAUUCCUGUGAGUUGCCUUUGUGCUGUUUCUCCCCCAAAUGUACAUGUUCAUCAGGAGAACAUGUGGACAGAGCAUCAAACUCCUCUCAGGAUGGUAGAAACCAUGAUGAAACACUGGAGCAUUGUAACCACUAUGACUCUCUGCAAAAAAUGCAGAUGAAAACUUUGAAAAAUUCAUUGGCCUUCCCUGGCGCACAGAAGGCUAUUACUCCUUCAGAGGCAGUUGACAGAUUUAUGCCUAGGACAACACAACUGCAGGAGCGGAAAAGAAGAAGAGAAGAUGAUUGUAAACAUGGAACUCUUCUUGAAGCAAGCACAAGUAGUAAUGAGGUUAUGAUUGGCCCUCAGUUACCAGACAUUCCUAAAGUAGACAUGCAUGAUGACUCGUUGAAUACAACAGCGAAUUUAAUUCGGAGUAAACUUAAAGAGGUAAUUUCAUCUGUGCCGAAGCCUCCAGAGGACAAACUGGAAGGUGUGCGUGGAAAUCAUCCUUUAAAACAAAGAAGAAGAAUAUAAAUUGUCUGCAGUAAACUAAUAUUUUUAAAGGCCUAUUUAUUUUUUAUUUUUAGGCUGUCAUUUUAAUUCUUAAAGAGAUUUUACUGCUGGUAUUUUUUUUUUAAUGCACUCCUCUUUGUAAUUUCAUUCAACCUACUUGUCUCAUAUAGUUUCAUCUUUUAAAACUAGUUUAUCAUGGACAAAAUACAUGCCAGCCAAUUAUGUCCCUUAAAAAAACUAAAACUUUUCCAGAAGUUCCACCCAGUGACUUUGGUUACAUCUUAUUGGCUAGAACUGGGCCCGUGGCUGUUCCUUAUAGAGGAGUCUAGAAUGUUGAAUGUUUGGGUUUCCAACUUCUGUGGUUGAGGAAGCAAGAGAAAAGAGGGUUGUGAAUGGCUCAUUCACAAUAUGUGCCCCCAAAUUAAGGUUGUUGGUUAACUUAACAAACAAAUUAAUUAAUUUAUCAUUACUUAUCAUAGAUGUUAUUUUGAUCCAUACUUAAUAUUACAGAAAUCAUUCUUACUACCUCUCACACUGCAAUCACUAUAUGUAAAUUAAUUGAAGCAAAUAUAGAAACUUUAUAAUAUAAAUAUAGGCAACCAGGAUCUGUUUCUGAAUUUAAUAAUUUUGAGUAAUUCACAUUCAAAAACUAGAAGUCAGGAUGUGUUGGAAUGCCAGGGCUUCAAAAUCAAGACAAUUCUAUAAAGCAAAAAAGUUAAACUAUUAGAACAAAGCUAAAAUUAGAAGCUUAUAUGCUUUAGUUAACUUCAAAGAGUAAUUUACUUCAUCUAUGGCAGAAACAAAUCAGUAUUUGUAAAUGCUAGACUUUUAUUACCACUACUUUUAGCAUAUCCACAUUUUUUUUUUCCUGGCAGUGCAUCACAUAAUUGGAAAUCCAAGUAUGUCCAGGCUGUUUCCUUUUUUUUUUUUUUUUUUUAACUGAUAACAAUAACCUAAGGAGGCCCAUACAAAAUGGUGUCUGUUUUUCUCCUUGUCCUAAGGGCCUCUUGCCUAAUGGAUUGAAUUUGAAUAUAAAGGUUAGGAAGUUCCACCUUCAUUUAUGACUUACUGAUUCAAACUUGCUAGGAAGGCACUUAGUUGUGGAUGGUAUUAAAAGAAGCUGCAGGCAAGGUGUCUGUCUGGCUCUACCUCCUUGUGAGGUAAUUAAUUAGAUAUAUAGUUGACCUUUGAACAACACGGGGUUAGGGUUGCUGACCCUCCACACAGUCAAAAAUCCACAUAUAACUUUACAGUCUGCCCUCCAUAUCUGCUGUUUUGUAUCCUCAGAUUCAACCAACCAUGGAUUAUGCAGUAUUGUAGUAUGUAUUUAUUGAAAAAGAAAUCCACAUACAAGUGGACCCUCACAGUUCGAACCCGUGUUGUUCAAGGGUCAACUAUACUUUUUGCUGCACUCUCAGUUAAAAAAAUACAUUAGUCACCUCAGCAUAGAGUUGGAAAAAGCAAGUUUCUCUCUGGAUCAGGCUUCUCAGAUUUUAAGGUGCUGUGAAUCUCCACCUUUUGUCUUAUUAAAAUGCAGACUCUGAUGGUGGUGGCAGAGGCUGGUGGGUGGCCGAAAUUGGGAGUUGCUUAAUGGGUAUAGAGUUUCAGUUGUGCAAGAUGAGUUCUCGAGAUUGGUUGCACAAUAGCAUGUAUGUACUUAACACUACUGAACUGUACACAUAAAAUUGGUUAAGAAGGUAAAUGUUAUGAUAGGUGUAUUUUACCACAAUACAGCAGAAAUUAGCACAACAUUGUAAAUCAACUAUACUUCAAUUAAAAAAAAAAUUUCUCUGAUAGCCCUAAAGGGAGGAGCUGCUAAGUGGGUUCUGUGUUCUUGAGUGGAUUCCUGAUCUGUGACUGUGUGAAGGCCAGCCCUCCUUGUCCCUGCCAGCAUACACAAAAUUUGACCACAA
Aethalodelphis obliquidens (Pacific white-sided dolphin) is the source of this 3113-nucleotide messenger RNA. It is a transcript of the gene RBM48, whose product is annotated as RNA binding motif protein 48. The transcript is spliced from 5 exons. Gene Ontology annotation, molecular function: nucleic acid binding. The coding region runs from base 133 to 1221 and encodes 362 amino acids. The record is from RefSeq and is a predicted model, not a curated record. Lineage: Eukaryota; Metazoa; Chordata; Mammalia; Artiodactyla; Delphinidae. Gene Ontology annotation, cellular component: nucleoplasm.